Limulus polyphemus (Atlantic horseshoe crab) is the source of this 1486-nucleotide messenger RNA. RefSeq lists its product as uncharacterized. The record is from RefSeq and is a predicted model, not a curated record. The transcript has 8 exons. The annotation marks the transcript as partial. Lineage: Eukaryota; Metazoa; Arthropoda; Merostomata; Xiphosura; Limulidae.
UCAGAAGAUAAUGCAGAGCAUAUAAAGAAAAAGGGAAGAAAAGUAAAGCAAAAAGAUUCUUCUGGUGGCAGUGAAUUAGAAGAUGUUGUGUCUAAAAAACAGAGAAAGGUUGAAAAAUCUAGUGAGCCAGUAAUUACACCUGGCUUACAUAAAGUGCGAAAACAAAAUAAGAAAAAUUUUAGUGAGUUGUUAGAGGAACGAUGGGCAGAACUAACUGGUAAGGAGUUGCCACAUUCCAAAGCGAGGAAAAGAACCAAAACCUGCGAGUUAACUAAAUCUAAGAAAGUGAAAGGAGAUAUUAAACAGAAACCCGUGUCAAAGAAAUGCAAAGAAAGCACAGUUUCUGUGGAAGAGGGGAAAAGGCAACAACAAAGUGUGCAAAUAAAUCCUAAAAAGGAGUAUGAUAUUCGAAUAAGGUAUCAGAAUACACCUCCCCCAAAAUCACUUGUAUACAGCUGUUUUGAUUGUGGAUUUUCAACAUCCCGAUUGUGUAACCUUAUCUAUCACUAUAAGGCACAGUGCCCAAGCUCAGCUCAAAAAGAAUUCUUGAGUAUGGAAAAAGAAACUGUUCAAGAAAAAUUACAGAGUAGGUUUGGCGCUGAGAGAGUGGAUGCUCAGAAAGGCCCGUCAGGUAACAUGAUUAGUGCUGUAACAACAAGUAAUAGAACUUCUGCUAAAAAAGAUACAAAAAGAAAGCUCUUUUCUCUAGAUAAAUCAGAAAAAAAGUCAAAUGGAGACAUUGGGAGCAAACAUCAAGAGCUUAAUGGAGUUCAGGAAGAUGAAGUUGAAAAUGACAUUGAAGAAGACAGUGACAAUGAUAUGUCUUCAGCAUGUGACACACCCAUUAAAAAUGCAUUUGGUUUUGACAAAGAUGAUAUUGUGUGGGUUUAUAAUAAAAAGCUCUACUGGCCAGCAGUGGUUCGUCGAGUAUAUCCUAAGUUAAAAAAGGUUUCAGUUCGAUUUAUUGGGCUGUCCCAAGUCAGCCCUGGAAUUAGAGUUUCAGUAAAAAAAGUGAACACCUUUGAUAAUGCAGAAAAGAACAAGAAAUACUUGAGUUUACCCCAACUUCCAGAAGAUUCUGCAGCUCUACUAAAAGCUGUUCAACAAGCUGAAGAUUUCCUAAGGAAACGGUGUCUAGGAUAUAAAGUUAAUGCAAGGCAGUUUUUUGGGACACAAGAAGAAGACUCUCUUUCAGAAGUUGGAAGCACAGUUAGUGGGACAGGAGGUGAAAACUCCAUGGACAGCAAGGUUUCUGAACGACUGUCACCAUCAAUUCAAUGUUCAUCUCCUUCUCCAUCAUUAGAAAAAGAGACUACUUGUACAGAAACUAAAGAGGACCCUGAAAACCAGUCUAAACUCAGAAAGGAAAGUCAAAGGGAAGAGAACUUGAAGUUGCUUAACUGUAUCCGAAGCGGUCGAGUUGAGGUACGUGUGAUUGGAAACAGCCAUCUAUUUUCUCUUGAAGAAAUCAUUUUUAUGUUAUUAU